Messenger RNA from Synchiropus splendidus (mandarinfish), 1147 nucleotides. RefSeq names its product chemokine (C motif) receptor 1b, duplicate 1 (gene xcr1b.1). Gene Ontology annotation, molecular function: chemokine receptor activity. The transcript has 2 exons. Gene Ontology annotation, biological process: chemotaxis; immune response; G protein-coupled receptor signaling pathway. Lineage: Eukaryota; Metazoa; Chordata; Actinopteri; Syngnathiformes; Callionymidae. Gene Ontology annotation, cellular component: membrane. The coding region runs from base 95 to 1147 and encodes 350 amino acids. The record is from RefSeq and is a predicted model, not a curated record.
GUUCACCUGUGUGGUUGGCUCUGAAAGAACUGGUCUUGUAUUCUCCAACAUUCUGCACAGGACUCUGGACUGAUAACAUCGUAUCUCAGGUGGCAUGGCUGAUGAAAUGGAUGUCGGGGCUUCCUUGACCACCACGUAUUAUGAUUACGAUUAUGAUAACACCACUGGAGACAUGGGACUGUGCAACAACACGGACGGCCGCCAGGUGUGGGCCAGGUUCACCCCUGUAUUCUUCUCCAUCGUCAUCAUCCUGAGUCUGCUCGGCAACAACCUGAUCAUCUUCAUUUUGGCCAAGUAUGAGAACCUGCGGUCGCUCACCAACGCUCUCAUCCUGAACCUGGCCAUGUCAGACCUCCUCUUCACCGCUGGGCUGCCGCUCUGGAUCUACUACCACAUGUUCACGUGGACUCUCGGCGAAGCCGCCUGCAAAUCCGUCCUCUUCCUCUUCAACGUGGGCUACUACAGCGGCGGUCUACUCCUCAUCCUCAUGACCGUUCACCGCUACUUGAGUGUGAUGAAACCUCUGUCUCCUGUGGUGUCGGCCUCCGGAGCUCACAGCCUCCUCGUCUCUCUGGCCAUUUGGGUGGUGAGCAUGGCAGUUGCAUCUCCGUCCCUCAUCUCCGCCAAAGUCCUGGAGGAAAACCAAUGUGAAAACAAGGACGGCUACUGGAAGCGUUGGGGAAUCUACCAGCAGAACCUCCUCUUUGUGCUGAGUGCCCUGGUGUUUGUCUUCUGCUACCCUCAGAUCAUGUGCCGGCUGCUGAGACCAUCCCGCCAGAGGCGCAGCAACAAAACUGUCAAGCUCAUUUUCACUCUCUUGCUGGUCUUCUUCGUGGGCUGGGGUCCUUUUAACGUCGUCAUAUUUCUCAUGUCAUUUCCCUUCCCACCGAAACUGCGGGAAGGAGAAACUGUGGAGAGCAGGUGUGUGUACAGAGAGGCGCUGGCACAUGCCUUUUCCAUCAGCAGGAUUCUGGCCUACUCACACUGCUGCCUCAACCCCGUCUUUUAUGUUCUGGUCGGGGUUAAAUUCAGGAACCACUUGAGGAGGGUGGUGAAGAGCUUCGGUGGGAGGGGAAGCUCCGUGCGCAGUCGGCACACCAGACUCACCAUCACCUCCCUGUCCAGUGGCGAGGACUUCCCUCUGUAG